This is a messenger RNA of Meira miltonrushii, 1137 nucleotides long. RefSeq lists its product as uncharacterized. The record is from RefSeq and is a predicted model, not a curated record. NCBI's taxonomy places the organism in Eukaryota, Fungi, Basidiomycota, Exobasidiomycetes, Exobasidiales, Brachybasidiaceae. The transcript has a single exon. Bases 1 to 1002 code for a protein of 333 amino acids.
AUGACUUCUAAUUCUAUGAUUCUCUUGGUUAUUAUCUUCUUCACUCUUACCCUGACACACCUGACACCAACAAUUGGUCAGCCAGUACGAUCACGAUCUUCUCUUGACGACCGUUCGAGAAAAACGCCGUCAUACCAGAAUGACCGUUCCAGGAGAGAGCCUAAUCAACGGAAACCAUAUAAUCGUGAUGAUCGUUUAGGAAAAAAGUCCUAUCACAGAGACGAGCGUCAAACAAAGUACGAAUCUGCUCGUAAGGGUAAAUACGAAAUCAAAUAUCAAGAUUCAUAUAAUCGAGAUCGCUUAAGAAAAUCAUCAUACAGACUGCAUCGUCUGCAAAAAGGUAAUAACUCUGAUAAAGACUCAUACGCAGCAAAGUUUAGAAGUAACGCUGUUGACUCAUUCGCAGCAACCAUUGGAAGAAAACGUCGAGACAGGUCAAGUAUGGAAGCUGCUGAAAGACAAGACCGAAUGACGAACUAUGAGUAUGAGCUUGUUCAAAUUGCACGAAAGAAUCUUGAAUCAUCUGAAAAGGAGCUCAAGCGUUUGCAUAAAGACCAUGCGCAAUUCACUAUCUCUAGAGUUGAAGCAGAUAAGGCAGAAGUACCGAAGGGACAUACUAAUCGUAACGCUUGGGCUGACAAAUUUGUCGAACUAGAGAAGGCAAAGUCGAAUGUCAGAAGGCAUGAAACGGCUGGUAAUUAUUUGCAACAUGUCCCAGGCGUUAGUCAAGCUCUUCAUGAGCAAGCUGAUAGAUUAAAGAACGGAGCCAAUCGUUUGGAGAGCGAAAUGGUCAAGCUCAAGAGCGAAGGAAGCCAUGAUGAAGAUUUAAAAGAUGACCACCAUGGUAAAGAAUAUCUCAAAAAGUGGAAUUAUGACAAGAAGGUCGAAAAUUACAAACACCUCAUAGCUCUGGAUAAAUCAAUGAUAAGUAGGCAAGGAAAGCCUGUAAAACUUGGAAGGGCUAUCCCGCUUUUUCCGACAAUUUUGGGUAUGAAAUCGUAAACAGCAGUAGGAACACGUUCGUAUCUAGGAACGGUCAGGAAGAGCAAGGGAUAGUGCCGGGUACCACGAUUGCUGUUUACAAUUAUGAUCAUACUUUUGUCCGUGAGCAUUUUGCAAUCCGAAGGAGCCCCAAAG